Molecule: messenger RNA, 1371 nt
Organism: Triticum aestivum (bread wheat)
Lineage: Eukaryota; Viridiplantae; Streptophyta; Magnoliopsida; Poales; Poaceae
Exons: 2
Coding region: 43-1371 (442 amino acids)
Source: RefSeq, a predicted model, not a curated record
CAUGGCGAAUGUGCUUGUAUACAAUUACUAGCUCCAUGUUCCAUGCUCUGCAUAUAUAUAAAAAAUAAUCAAACAAGAUCAGGCGGUCGGCAUCGACGUCUCCGCUUGAUCGCCCCUACGACGUACGAGCUCAUGGAGAAAAAUGAUACCUGCUUGGCGACUUAUUUUUUGUGCUGCAAGAAUGAUCCAAUGAAGCAAUGUAUGUUCUUCUGCCCCAAAGGAGUCACGGAUAAGUUCAUCGACUACAUUACAUGGCAGCUGUGGCGAGUGUAUGAGCAGCUGCUUGUUAACGCCCUCCUGGCAGGAGUCAUAGUCGGAAUAGGAGCCUAUGGCCAUCGUUAUCGUCACUAUGGCUUCACCCGCUAUCUCUUGCUGGGGGCAACCACCUUGUUCCUGCCCAUCAUAUCUUAUGUGCUCUCUGCUGCUGGCUCCACCGAUAAUUUGUUUAAUGUCACUAUUAACAAUGAACUUGGUGAUUUGACAGCCAAAUGCCGCACACGCUUCUUUCACAGAUACGUGGUCAUAGUAUCCACCUGCCUUGUUCUGAUUUCUGCUAUCAAUACAAGCCCGAUUGUUGCUACUGAUGAUAGAGAAGAUCGAAGCAUACUGCCUCCUUUUGAACUUCUUCUUCAAGGAAUUUGGAUAGUUUACCUGGCUGUCAGCACUCGUAUUUCUGAGAGCAGUAGAGAUAAACAUCUUUAUUAUAUCAGAUUAUCCAUACCUUUUGCUCUUAUUCAUGCCAAAAUGGCAUUAAAAUAUUAUGCAUUCCUGAAGGCCAGGAAAUCCUAUGCACUUGGACGCAAUCCUCGUCUUAUUGUUGGAUAUAUGCAGCAGCUUCAAGAAGGAAGUGAUCAAAAUGGCAAGCCACUGGCCGCAAGUGAUGAUGAUAUGAAUGUGCCUCCUCCGCUUGUAGUUAUGGGCGAGGACAAACUACAUGUAGAGAAGCAACCUCAUGGUUACAUGUUCAUAAAGAACUUGGAGGCAAUUCAAGGUGGCGGCCUGGUCACCAUUGACAAAGUUUGGCAAUUACAAAACAUGUCUCUGACACCAAUGCCACAGCGACUGAAAGAUAUAUGCUUGUCAUUUGCAUUGUUUAAGUUACUAAGGUGUCGAUUUGCAAGGUAUAAAGUCACCGAUGGUAUCUCUGCUGAGACCUCCAAAUUUAUCAGAAGCGAACUGAUGAAGGAUGGUCAACAUGGAAGGGCGCUCAGGACGAUUGCAGAUGAGCUUUCUUUUCUUCAUGAUUAUUACGAUUCACCACUCCCAGUCUCCUGCUCGGAUAAGUGGUUGAUUAUGAUUAGUAUGGUUAUCUCAUUCUUGGGCAUAGGUUACUACAUAUUUACUGGGAGUAUCAUAUACUCACAUCCUUAA